CGCCUCCACGCAGCAUUCUCAGCCCGCUGACCUGAUCGAUCCCGCCUUUCCUUUCCUUUCCCUUUCCGAUGCAUAUGUACUCGUUGGAUACAUGUACUCAGCCCUCCUCCUCCUCCUCCCCACUGCCUGCCUGCCUGCCUUCUCCUGCCAACCGUCCAUCUCUCUUUUCCUUCUCCUCCGCUCCCGUUUGUCUGGACGCCCCGUCCCCGUGCACGUCCCGCCGUCGCUCUUCCCUCUCUGCCUUUCUCCCCCACACUUUUGGCCGCAUAGGGCUGGCUGCCGCGCAUUGGAGCUCCGUCUCCCCUCUCCGAACCAGGGUUUCGUUACUCUGCCUCUCCAUUUGCUACCCACCGCCCUCCAUUGCCUGGUCCUGCUGCCUUCUUUCCAAAUCGCUUACUUCUGGUUGCCCUCCUGCGCCACUCCAUUAUCUGUGACCACUUGACCCUCUCGACCCGCUCGCCCAUCCACUGCUCCUCAGUCACAAGCGCGACCUAUAAACACCCAGACCGCCAGCCAACUCGCCGCCCGUCACCCACCUCAUCUUCCUCAAACCCACUGCCCGCUGCAAACGUGCACUUCCGGCCCCAGCAUGGUGUCCGACGACGCGUACGAGGCCGCGCUGCCUGUCCUGCAGGACGACUCUCUCGACGAGGAGGAACAGACGGACAAGCUGGAGGAGCUGCUGCGCAAGCAGACUGGAUUGACCGGGAAAUCCCUUGAGAACAUCGUUCUGGACUGUCUAUGGCGCUUCCGCGACGCCGGGAGCUCCUCGAGCUCUCCACCACCCAGCCGUCACACCGUCAUCCGCCGCCCAUCGCCAGCAGCAUGGCAAGCGAAUCGCGCGCCAACCCCUGUCAGCCAUUCACCGCGGUUAACACAUCCUCCUCCUGGCUUUGGAAUCAUUCCUCCAGCUUUCAACCGCGCCAAAUCCUCAAACGCUUCUCCAUUCACCUCUCCGCGCCCAUCUCCGCGCUUGGCUUUCUCUAGCCCUCAUAUCCCCCACAGUCCCAGCCUGAGCGCAUACCAAUUCAGCGAAGGAGUCAGUCCUAGCGUGGAGCUCUAUGGCGAUCUGGGGAGCGAUUCCGUAGAUUGGCUUGUAAACGAUGACACGGGAAGUGUUGAAUCUUCGUCGGUUGUCGGCGAUGGUACGCUCAAUGGUGCUGCCGCUGAAUGGAUUCAACCUCAAACUGUAGACAUGGGCCCGUAUGAUAUGCUCCGCUCCAUUCUUCGCGACGAGCGACCCGACGAGGAAAUCGAGCGGGCUCUUGAGGCAAGCUCCUAUGAUCUCAGCGCCGCUCUUCUAAUCCUCAUGGGUAAUUCCCAAAAUCUCGAAGCUCAGCAGAUGUCCGUCCCAGUUCCUGAGCCGGCUACCUUUCAUAUUGGCAAGUCUAUGAGUCCCGCGUUUAGACCGGCGACGCCUGCGGGUCAGAGUAAGAGUAAUAUCAUUUGCAAGUAUUACAUGUCAUCAGGCUCGUGCGCAAGAGCCGAUUGCAGAUUCAGCCAUGACACUUCCCGAACCCUGUGCAAAUACUUCAUGAACGGCAACUGCCUUGCCGGCAACACAUGUGCUUUCUCUCAUGAUCCGUCAUCUUUGAUGGCUCGCAUGGUCAUUUCAGAUGCAUCUACACCACCACUGCAAGCUGCGGUCCCCAAUUUCCAGAUGCAAGAUUACGAAACAUUCCCAAUUCUUCAAGGUGGAGGCUCUCCUGGAUUCAUCCCUCAAAACCCGGGUGUCGAAGGCAUUUCACUCGAGCAGCUCUACGGCCUGACCUCUAGUGGCGCAAAACAUCCUCCUCCUGGUCUAAGUCCAUUCCCUCAUUUCACCCCAGGCAACAUGAGCCGUCCACAUUCAAGACCUGGAAGUCGCCAGCAUUCGCGCGCCACAACACCUUCGAUUCUUGCGGUAGAUGACAAUGAGGCAUUUCCAAGCUUGGGUUCCGCUGCAGCUGCGAAGAGCGGCAAAAGACAUCAUGGAAAACGCGGCGGGCAUGGCCACAACAAAGAACAGCCUAACAAUCUUGCAGAUGUGGUUCGCAUGUCACCUUCUCCAGCCCCAGCCCAACUACGUAAACCGCUACGAACAGCGAAGAGUUUCAACGGGUCCCGUGAGAACAGUGCCGCUGCACAGGCGAUACCGGCGCCUCAACACAUUCCGUGGCUGGACACUGGUGAGAAGGCCAACAAAGCCUACCUCCAAGCACGCACAGAAGCUUUCAAGCAUGGCAGUUUGAGGAAUAAGUUUCUGCAAAGUGCUGCUCAAGCUUGGAAUCGCAGUGAUUCCCGGGCCGCCAAAGCCUUGAGUCUUCGCGGUCAGAGUGAAAACAAUCUAAUGAGAGAAGCUCACCGUGAAGCGGCCAAGAUCCUAUAUGAAGAUCGGAACAAAGAAAAUGGAACUGAUGCACGCGAGCUUUAUGUCGAUUUGCAUGGCCUACAUCCAGACGAAGCAGUAUCUUACCUCGAAGGUAUUCUCCUGAAACACAACACAUCAUCAAGACCAGUUUAUGCCAUCACUGGAACUGGCCAUCAUUCCAAAAAUGGCAAGGACAAAGUCGGCAAAGCUGUCCGUGCCUUCUUGAGCGAAUGGCGAUACGCGUUCCGUGAGUUCUCUGUGCCUGGAGAUCGUAACAAUGUUGGGGGCAUUCUCGGGAUAGAUCCCACUAGCUAUGACAAAAGUGUUGCUGAACGGGCCAAAGAGAGCGAAAGCAGUUCACCAGGUGAGACCGAGGGCACUAAGAAAGACACAAAAGUCAGGAUAAUGAAGAGAGACGAGGUUUUGGACGCUCCCAAGGGUCCAAAGCGCGCAACAUGA
This is a messenger RNA of Periconia digitata, 2809 nucleotides long. Lineage: Eukaryota; Fungi; Ascomycota; Dothideomycetes; Pleosporales; Periconiaceae. The record is from the annotation of a GenBank genome assembly.